This is a messenger RNA of Phanerochaete carnosa HHB-10118-sp, 1684 nucleotides long. RefSeq lists its product as uncharacterized. Lineage: Eukaryota; Fungi; Basidiomycota; Agaricomycetes; Polyporales; Phanerochaetaceae. The coding region runs from base 177 to 1457 and encodes 426 amino acids. The record is from RefSeq and is a predicted model, not a curated record. The transcript is spliced from 4 exons.
CGUUUGCUCUCGCUCUCAGGCCGUUGCCUAGUGCUUCGUGCGUACCUCGACCCGGUGUCGCUUCCGUUCCUUCUUCUCCAAGGAUCUGUGCAUCCCAGCAAGCUAUCAAAGCACUUCUUUCAUUUCCCAAGCACCGGUUGUUCAUUUGUUUAGAAAGCAAGUCCUCGCCAGUCAAGAUGUUCUCCAAGUCUGUUCUGGUCGCCUUCCUUUACCUCUUCUUUGUCUCGUCGGCCUUCGCUGCGCCCGCGAACGAUUCCGGCGGUUCCGGUGGUAAAGGUUCGAACGGUCAAGCUGCCAAGGGCAAUGACGACACUGCUCAGUGUAGCACUGCCAUCCAAACAGUCACUGUGACCGCCGCGGCAGGCACUGCCAGCGCUGCCGUCACCGCCGCCGCCGCUAGCUCUGCGGCAGGAGGCAACGGCGCCGCCAACAAGGGUGGCAACAACGCUGGAAAUGGCGGUGCCGCCGGUAACGGUGCUGCUUCCGCGAGCGUCUCUUCCGCAGCUCCCGCGAGCACCUCCGCCGCUGCUGCCUCUAAUCCCCCGGCGGUUAGCAGCAAUAGUAGCGACCCUCAGACUUCGCUCACGCUUGAUCCCCGGGUCAUCGCCACGGGUUUCGAGAGUAACGGCCAGCAAACACCUACAGCCGGUCAAGUCGCCUCCCUCACGUCUAGCAACAACUUCAUCAACUACUGCUUGACCGUCCCCAACCUUCCCAUAACCAAUGGCCAGCAGAUCCAGACCGGCUCGUGUAACCCUGCGCCAAUAGGUGUGGUUGCCGCAACAACGAAUAUGCCCUCAGCCAAGUUUGUCUUCCCGACGAACUUGGCGACGCUCAAAGCCAAUACGUCGUUCACGGUUCAGAUGAACAUCAACAAUCUCGAUACGGGAAAUUUCGUGAACCCAGACACCAACUUCCUCGCGGCGCCGCAAGCGGUGAACACGCAGGGCGAUAUCAUAGGGCACUCGCACAUCGUCAUCGAGGCUAUCGAUUCGCUUACGAGCACAACGCCGACCAACCCAACCGCGUUCGCGUUCUUCGUAGGCCUCAACGCCCCCGCGGCGAAUGGGAUACUCACCGCCAAUGUCACCAGCGGUAUCCCUACAGGUACCUACCGUAUGGCGUCGAUCAACACCAACGCGAACCAUGCGCCAGUAAUCGUCGCAGUUGCACAGCACGGUUCGUUGGACGACCAAAUUUACUUCACCGUCACCGACGAUGGCCAGCCUGCCAGUGGCAACACCGUAGGCGGCGCCACAGCGGCAACAGCAUCUCCCGCUGCUACUGGUAGCACCGUAGGCGGCCCCACCGCUGCCUCAGCGUCUCCCGCUGCUGCUGGCGUAGGCGGUCCCACAGCCGCUUCACCGUCUCCUGCUGCUGCUGGCAAGGGUGCUGCAGGCAACAAGGGCGGUAACCAGAAGCAGAAGAGCAGGCGCAUACGCCGGCUCAGGCUCUAAACGCUGACUAUCCCUUCCCCGCUUCUGUUCCUCUCUUGCCACGCGUCUGUACAGUAGUCUUGCUUUGCCUCGACUGGUUAUGCUUUGAUAGCUUUUGAUACAAGACCUGGAGCUUGCAUGUAUUCGUCUUGGUUUUCAUCUUACACCCCACUUUCGUUUCAGCACCUUAGGUAACGCAUGCGUUCCUAGCUAGUUAGCAGAGCUAAAUUAAAUGCAGGAGAAUUUCC